AUGGCGCAAUACCACCGCUUCAAAGAAGAUCGUGAGCAAUGCGAACGAAUCGAUCAAUGGGAGUGUCUUAAAUGCUUUAAGACGACCUCAGCCUCGCGCCCUCCCGUCUUCAACCCCGACAAUUGUAGCUGCGCUGAAGCAGGCUCGCUCGCCGCUGGCAUCGGUGGCCCACCGCAAGCAACAGCCUUCGAUCAGGCCCGCUACCCCUGCGAAUCUCCAGGAGCAGCAUGUCACUAUGCAGCGCAAUCCUACGCCUCCUCGUCCGUGUCCGCCAAAUGCCCCGAGGGACCUGAGCGUGAGCUCCCCGAUAUCGAAGUUGCCGACUCGAUAGGCUCUGAAUCCGGGCUCAGCGAAGUGCAGCAUCGACGCUCGGUCUCCGCACCUUCCGACAUGUCCUUUCAGAUGCGGCGCUUCCUUUUCGAGCAGGAUUACGACCAAUCGAGUUGCAUCGUCGAGCCUGCCUCGUCCGAGAUGAGGUUCCUGCAGCAGGAUAUCUUCAUCCAGUCCGAGAACACUCAGAAGAAGAAGAGCGAGAAGAGCAAACAAACUUACCAGAGCAUGCUGAGCUCCAUGAGCAGCGACGAGUAUUUCGUCGGCUGCGACGUGGAUCCUAUGUCAGGGGUCGGCUCCUGGGAUGAUGGAGGAGGCUACGUGUGCUGUGGUGAAGGAUAUCCGUUGUCGAUGAGUGGUCUGGUGGAGGAUCUCUCGGAGUGA
Amorphotheca resinae ATCC 22711 is the source of this 714-nucleotide messenger RNA. RefSeq lists its product as hypothetical. The transcript has a single exon. Lineage: Eukaryota; Fungi; Ascomycota; Leotiomycetes; Helotiales; Amorphothecaceae. The record is from RefSeq and is a predicted model, not a curated record. Bases 1 to 714 code for a protein of 237 amino acids.